UGCGGACACUCAAUAACAGAUUCUGCAAAGUGUCAACAAAGCCAGCUAUUUAGCAUUUUGGAGGAUAUUUAUUACAAAUAUGGACUCCACAUCGACUAUUGGGGGGGUUCAUGAGAACCCUUACUGAGAUGGGUUUCAGUGAAGAUCAGAUUCAAGUGGCGAUGCAAGCAGGUUUCUUUUCUGUACCAGGAGCAGCUGAAUGGCUUUUACAGGGUGGAAGUCCACGACAUAAACUAGUCAAGCAGUCUUCACAGCCACUAGAGACGGCGUUCUCUGCAUUCAACCCUCCCAAAGAUAAUCAGUGCUCCAACAACUCACAGUCUGAAACAACAGGUCCUUCAUUGGUUUUGGCACCCCCCUCCAUCAACACUCCCAAAGGAAAUGAACAUCCACCCCUGGAAACUCUGAUCAAACAGGACAAGAGUAACUUCCAUGAGCAGCAGAGACUGCGAGUAGCCCAGGAGGCACGGGCAGAAAGGAGACAGAAAAAACAGGAGCGUGAGUUGGUGUUGAAGAGGAUAGCGGAGGACCGGCGCAGUCAGCAAGAGAAGGCCCAUUCUGAAGCCACUGCAGAGACCUCUCCAUCCAGUGGACAGGGACAGAGACUUGGUGGACGUGUGGAUACAGACGUGGACAACCACUGCACCCUCAUGAUUCGUCUUCCCUCUGUGGAAUCUAUGCAUGAACAUUUCCUUUCAGACACUCCUCUAAGCCAAGUUGUUGAAUACAUUGCCAGUCACCACCCUACACUACCUGCCUUCUCCCUCCUGCAAGGAUUUCCUCAUAAGCGCUUCGGCGAAGCUGAGUUGGCCUGCUCCCUCCGGUCUUUGGGACUGACCCCCAAUGCUGCACUAUGCAUACAGACCACUCCCCCCAAAAUGCCCCAGGACCCGCCCAGUCCGGCCUCCCGAUUGGCUGUUGUAGUGCAGCCAGAAGCAGAAUUACAUGAAGAGCCAGUGGGGCCACCCAAUGAGCUGUCCCAAGAGGAGGGCAGAGCUUUAGAGGACAUGGUGGUACCCCCACCCCUGCCCCAUCAGCUGUGGGAGGAAGCAGUGGGGUAUGCUGGGAUCCCUGGUGUCGGACCUCCACUCCCAGGACCUUCUCACUACUGGGGACAAGGCCAGAAACUGGUGCAAGGUGAUGCUGAAGAUGAAGAACCUUUGGAAAACGAGGAGCAACCGGAAGAAAUUGUUUUACCUCCUUAUGAUUUCAAUGGACUGCCUCGUUUGCCCUUCUUCUUUGAGAACAGGGUGAGAGGGGGGCUGGAGCCGAGACAUCACUGGCCAGAACAAGGCAAUAGACUCAGGGAUGUGGAGCCUGUUAAUCCAGCAGCAGACCCUGAGGAGGGCCGUGCAUUACGAGGGGCUGCUGGUCAAGCUGCAGUGCAGCGUUUACAGAGAGCAGCCCGUCAUGAUGAGCAGCAGGGGACACAUGGGCAGCCCUCACCCCCCAAAAAAGCCUUCAAGACCCGGGGCGUGGCCUCUCUUUGCUCCAUGGCAACCAGGGCCACCGUUAACCUCAUGACAGCUCCCAGCAUGCAGUACAGCAGUAGUCUGGCGUGUUUGGCCCCAGAGCUGGCUGAACAGUUGUUGGCUCACAUGGCCCGUGAGCGUCUCCUCCGACCACGUACACUGGAACUUUUCUUUGGCUGCCCGCUGCAGAAGUUUGUCCUAAACUGCUACCCGUACACCACCAAUGAGCUGCUACGGCAACUGAGGGCCUUUUCCUGCCUCAAACAUCUCAGUUUUGUCAACUCGCCACUCAUCACAGAUGCUGGUCUUUGUGUAUUGUCCAAACUCUCAAAACUGCAGCAUCUCAACCUGUCCUCCUGUAGCAAGCUAACAGACAGCUGCCUGCAGCAUAUCGCAGGACUAUUCAAUCUCACUUUCCUGGCUUUGGACCAGACUAAAGUAAGCGACACAGGUCUGUUGAUGUUUCUGCAAUCGGGCUCCUCUGUGCUCUGCUAGCUCAGUCUGAAUCAAACAGCCAUCACUGAGAGCACAUUGGCAGCGCUGACCACAUGUGUACCGCAGUUACGAAUUCUCAGCAUCAAACACACCAAGGUAAUACACAAAUAUCUGGAUGUGUGGAUGUAUACCCAGCAAUAGUCAGUAUGUCUACGCCAAACAAAUUCCCCCUUAAAAGCUGCAUUUCCCACCUGUCAGCUUUUGCAAUCUUAAAGUGGUGGGGCAUUUACAGCACUUGCUUUUAAGGUUAUGUUUAUACUGCAACAAUGUGGCGUUUAAAUAGAGUGCACUAUACUCUGUUCUAUUGCAUCCCUCUAUGGUAUAUUUAGCUUGCGUGAUGUGUCUGCACUCGCAGAGCUCCGAAACCUGCAGACGCUUCACCUAGAUGGCACAGGUGUGCAGGAAAAUUCUCUCCAGUGCCUAGCAACCCACCCCAGCCUGUCAGCUCUCAGUCUGGCUGGCAUACCAGUCGCAGAUGGUAAUCACAUGGACUAAAAAGCACCAUAAAAGUUAUUCACUGAAAAUCUGCUCUUCAGUUUAGCUCUCAAAUCUCAUUUACACUUCUGCAUAUUUAAGCUUUUGGUGUUUGAAUGUGUGUUAAGUCAUACAGGUUUGGAACGAAAUGAGGGUGAGUAAAUGAGGACAGAAUUUUCAUUUUUGGUUGAACUAAGAAAGGAAUUGCACUGGAGGGGGUUUGUUUACAGUAUGUUUACAAUAUUUGCAGUAUUUUGGAAGUACAAAAGGCUCUCUUGGCUGCUUUAUCAUCAAACUAGGAACUCUUACCAUAUAGUUUGAUAUCUUUUGCAGGCCUGAGGCUUAACCAGUUGACGCUACCUGGCAGACACUCUGUUACAGAUAGUGGACUCUUGUUUCUCUGCAGACAAACUUUGCUGUUAGAGCUCGAUCUAACCGAUUACACUCAGCUGACUGACCAUGGCAUUUCACAGCUUGCCACCAUGACCAGGUAGAGCUUUGAUCGGCUUUAGUCAGCUGUUUAAGUUAGUGGUAACACUAUACAAUAAGGUUCUAUUUGUUAACAUUAGUUAACAUGAACUAACAAUGAACAAUACUUUUUAAGCAUUUGUUAAUCUUAGUAAAUAUUAAUUUCAACAUAUACUUAUUACGGCUGUCAGUAGACCAAAAAAUGUUAAUCGCAGUUAAUCUCAGAUUUAAUAGUAAAAUUUGACUCUAUAUAUAUACACUCACCUAAAGGAUUAUUAGGAACACCAUACUAAUACUGUGUUUGACCCCCUUUCGCCUUAAGAACUGCCUUAAUUCUACGUGGCAUUGAUUCAACAAGGUGCUGAAAGCAUUCUUUAGAAAUGUUGGCCCAUAUUGAUAGGAUAGCAUCUUGCAGUUGAUGGAGAUUUGUGGGAUGCACAUCCAGAGCACGAAGCUCCCGUUCCACCACAUCCCAAAGAUGCUCUAUUGGGUUGAGAUCUGGUGAUAAUUAUAUAAUCACAAACUGUACAAAUAGUCUCGUGCUUCAUCCCUAAAUGAGAUUCGUGGACUAACGCAUGUCGAGGUCCUUUAUGACCUCAUGUGGAAUCUUGUGCGUAAAUGCAUGAUGACGUCAUCGCAUGUAGGCUAUAUAAAGGAGCGUUCAGCAGCGUUGUAAAGACAGUUGAAGAGAUCUUUUGCCUACUGAGAACGGUGCGAUCACAAACCACUACUGUUCAAAAAAACAAUGAGGAAAAUCUCUAGGUCUAUUAUCAGGAAGCGUUUGGACAUUUUUGUUUUUAUUUGAUAAAUGUGCUAAUCACCAACAUUGUUGCUGUGUAGUUAUACUCUGGUGGCCAAAAGUUUGCAAUAAUGUGCAGAUU
Molecule: messenger RNA, 3790 nt
Organism: Xyrauchen texanus (razorback sucker)
Lineage: Eukaryota; Metazoa; Chordata; Actinopteri; Cypriniformes; Catostomidae
Exons: 12
Coding region: 111-1967 (618 amino acids)
Molecular function (GO): protein binding
Source: RefSeq, a predicted model, not a curated record